Messenger RNA from Quercus lobata, 1850 nucleotides. It is a transcript of the gene IQD21, whose product is annotated as IQ-domain 21. The transcript is spliced from 5 exons. Bases 291 to 1640 code for a protein of 449 amino acids. Gene Ontology annotation, molecular function: protein binding. The record is from RefSeq and is a predicted model, not a curated record. NCBI's taxonomy places the organism in Eukaryota, Viridiplantae, Streptophyta, Magnoliopsida, Fagales, Fagaceae.
ACGGCAAACUCGCGGGCUUGCAGUUAAUACUAUAAAGUUUCACACACCUUGUUCUUCACUCUCUCUCUCUGUCUCUAUAUCUCAGUCUCAGCUCUAUUUUGUUGCUAGCUAAGAAUUGAAGAAGCUUUCAUAACCAAAGAGUUUUUUGUUUGAGAUGCAUGUAAAAUGAAAAGAAGAAGAUGGGAAAUUAAGCUCAACCCAAGUGAUCAUCCAAAUUCCCAUUGUAAACUCAGAUAUGGCUUAUUUUGUUAAUAUAUGACUGUGAUAAGAAACCAAUCUUUUGGCCGGAGAUGGGAAAGAAAGGAAGCAGCUGGUUCUCAUCAGUGAAGAAAGUUUUCAAACCAUCUCCUAAGGAUUUGCAGGACAAAAAGAAGGACAAUGGGGAGAAAUGGCAAUAUGAUGCUCCAGAGGUUGUGUCAUUUGAACAUUUCCCCACAGAAAGUUCAGCGGACAUCACAAAUGAUGAGAGCACUGCAUCAAGUCCUGUGAAUCAAGAUAGAAACCAUGCGAUUGCUGUUGCAGUGGCAACUGCUGCAGCCGCGGAAGCUGCUGUUGCAGCUGCUCAAGCCGCUGCCAAAGUUGUUCGAUUGGCUGGUUAUGGACGCCACUCUAAGGAAGAAAGGGCUGCAACCCUCAUUCAAGCAUACUAUAGGGGUUACCUGGCUAGAAGGGCUCUGCGAGCUUUGAAGGGAUUAGUGAGGCUGCAAGCACUAGUGAGGGGUCAUAAUGUACGCAAGCAAGCACAAAUGACAAUGCGUUGCAUGCAAGCAUUAGUACGGGUACAAGCAAGAGUACGAGCACGCCGACUCCAAUUGACUCAUGAUAAGCUUCAAAAGAAAGUAGAAGAGGUCGAUCAAAAGCCCAAGAGCCCUCUUAAAAGCAAUGAUAUUGGAGCUUGGGAUAAUAGGCAUCAGAGUUCUGAGAGAAUCAAGGAAAAUGCUUCAAGGAGACAUGAUGCUGUGAUGAAAAGGGAGAGAGCUCUUGCUUAUGCUUUUAGCUACCAGCAAGAGCAGCAACACUUUCAACCAGAUCUCAACAAUAAUGAAAUUGGGCCACAUGUUGAUGAGCGCGAAAAGGCCCAAUGGGGAUGGAAUUGGCUUGAGCGUUGGAUGUCGUCACAACCACAUCAAGCCCGUCAAAUGGGCCAGAAAGAAAACUCUUAUAUGACACUUCCUACCACCACCACCAACACCGAUGAAAUGUCCGAGAAAACAGUAGAAAUGGAUAUCAUUGCGCACGCGGGCUUGAGUAACAUCAACAUGGGCCUAGUAAAUCGGGACUCAAUCGAAUCAAGCCCAUACCCAACUAAGCAAAGACAAAUGGGCUCAAAUGAUGGACCUAGCUACAUGGCCCCAACUCAGUCAGCAAAGGCCAAGGUGAAGGGUCAAGGCACAGUCAAACAGCGUGGGCCAUAUGGGCCUCAAUGGAACCCAUCAACAAGGAGAGGCUUGGCUGUUGAGUCAGGUUGUGAUUCCUCAAGUUCAGGUGGAGGAACAACCUUUCAUGCCCCAAGGAGCCCAAGCCCAAAGAGCAAUGGGGCCCGAUUAAAUUCUAGGCGGGCCUCGAGCUGUAGUCCAAAUCCUAAUGGCAUGGAUGAUUGGCCACUAGGUGGUCCUGCUUGGAGACAUGAUUUUGGUUGAUGCUUCUCACAUCCCAAAAAAUCCACACCCAAAAAAAAAAAAAAAAAAAUUACAGGUUUUGGUUGAUGAUGUUGAAUAUUUAUUCCAUAUAAUGUGGGGGUAAGAACUUAUUUUGUGAAUAUGUUGUCAAUGACUUUUACUUAUUUAUCUGAAUGAUGCUAUAAACAAUAUUCCUUCAGGGCUAUGUGAUAACAUGUAUUUUGUAAUUCU